Molecule: messenger RNA, 4056 nt
Organism: Conger conger (European conger)
Lineage: Eukaryota; Metazoa; Chordata; Actinopteri; Anguilliformes; Congridae
Gene: podxl2
Product: podocalyxin-like 2
Exons: 8
Coding region: 702-2882 (726 amino acids)
Source: RefSeq, a predicted model, not a curated record
UUGACUGUUGCAAUGCGAAACGAGGGAGAGAAAAAAUGCUACUGAAAUACAUGAUUUGUUGAGUCACCAUUGAAUGCUGAUGGUCGCAUCUCUGCGCCCAACUGAUUUUGGAGCUGGAGGUUGUAAAUUCUGUCGGGCCGACAGUGCUUAGGACCCGUUAUCACAUGUGGAGACUGCAGGCACUGCGCAUUGAAUUAAAUUCGGUUUAUUUUCUCAAUCGCUCUGAAAUAAACGAGCGGAACGCGAGAGCUGCGAGGACGUGCAGAUUACAGCGGCGCUCCACGCAUCUCUUCUGAUGAAAUUGGAUGCUUUGCUGCGUAACAGACAUUAGUUGGUCCUAGCGCAUUUAUUUUUUCUUACAAUAGUUGAAUAUUUAAGUUUUCUGUUUCCUCGACAGAGGUGUGCGAUGCGAUUUGAGUGGUUGGCACAGAGUCGAAUUGUGACAUAUUGCGCGGUGGCAGCGUUGACUCAGGUCAGAAUCAGCAGAUUGCGGCAUGAUCCGUACUCCAGUGGCCACCGAAUUUAAACGUUCAUUCGCUCUACGCUAUCCUGCUGCUGCAGACUAGACAAGAUCGAUCUGCAGCGUGCGUGUUAUGGUUUGUGGCGCGCAGGAAAGCUAACUACCUAGUCAAUAACGUUAGGCUGUACUAUCGUGCAACGCACAAUUUCAUUAAUCUGCUGACCCCAUCCACGAAGCAGUCAUGCCGUUAUCACGCCUUCCUUGCAACAUCAUAGUGGGUUGUACGCUGCUCUUGCUGGUGGCCUGCGGCGCCUCUGGUCCAGACCCGGCGCUUCUGCCUGCUUCCCUGGAGCCGGCGCCGACCCAGGCUCAGGCUGAGUGGGGAGAGGGAGUCCCGCUGGGCCCCGAGGGGCCCGCUGCUCUCGGCCCCCUGGGUGGCUUCCAGGAGUCAGGCUUCUCCAGCGAGGAAGCAGAGGACCCCAAAGCCCAGCAGUCCCAGUACUUCUGGGACGAAGGUGGGGAGGUCAACGGCACAAAUCUGGACCCGGAUGUCACUGGUGACAGCCCAGGAGGCUUCCAGCCCUCCUCUCUGCCCCCGUCCCUCCCCGGGAAGAUGCCUUCUGCCCUGAACUCCUCCGCCACCCAGAGUGCCCUGGGGGAGUCUCUGGAGCCGGACCUGUGGGAGAUCCAGGGCGAGACCAGUGGAAGCCGGGCCGAGCCCACUUACGACCCGCCCGCCACAGACACGGUGCCCCUGACCCGCCCCACGCCCACCGGCUCAGAUACAGCCCCCCUGACCCGCCCCACGCCCACCGGCUCAGACACAGACGCCGGACCAGUGCUCCGAUGGGACAGCGCCGACGCCCAAGGGACAGUCCCUCCCAGUGAGGCGGAGGGAGGUCUCACACGUGCAGAAGUCUCCGUCCAGCUCACCACUGUCGGGGACCUAGCUGGGCUCUCACCUACGGACGAGACGGAGGGUGUGGACACUCUGUGGCUCGGUGGGGCUGGACUCUCUCCUACGGACGAGACGGAGGGCGUGGACACUCUGUGGCUCGGUGGGGCUGGACUCUCUCCUACGGACGAGACAGAGGGUGUGGAUGCUGUGCGGCUGGGUGCUGGGCUCUCUCCUACGGACGAGAUGGAGGGUUUGGAUGCUGUGCGGCUGGGUGCUGGGCUCUCUCCUACGGACGAGACAGAGGGCGUGGACACUCUGUGGCUCGGUGGGGCUGGACUCUCUCCUACGGACGAGACGGAGGGCGUGGAUGCUGUGCGGCUGGGUGGGGCUGGACUCUCUCCUACGCAGGAGACAGAGGGUGUGGAUGCUGUGCAGCUGGGUGGUAGGCUCUCUCCUACGGACGAGAUGGAGGGUUUGGAUGCUGUGCGGCUGGGUGGGGCUGGACUCUCUCCUACGCAGGAGACAGAGGGUGUGGAUGUAUCCUCGAUCCUGCAGCAGGAGGGGGGAUGGUACUCCCCUACGGAUCAGAUGGAGGGUGUGGACGUGGGGCAGCAGGGCGGGGCAGGAGCAGAACCGCACGGCUCGGUUCAUCACACUCCUCUCACCACGGUCCCCUCUGCCUCCCCCUCCUCCUCCUCAUUCCCUCGCUCUGGGGCCUCCACAGACGCCCCCAGCACGGCCCCCCAGGGCCGGGCGCCCACGCUCGGGCAUGGGGGCACCCACUUCAACUCUGACACUGAUUUCCUGGACAAGCAUCCGGCCCACGAUCCACUGCAGGUCAUUUGUGUGGAUUGGAGUGACCUCACAGGGAAGGGCUACGUCAUCCUCAACAUGUCUGACAACCUUGAUUGUGAUGAGUUUCGUGUGGAGAGCGGAGACCAGCUCUUGGACCUUCUGGAGACAGCGUUCUCGCGGAAGAUGAACAGCCCCCGGGGGUCCUGGCAGGUUUCCCUCAGCAAGCCCACCCGCCAGGAUCGCCAGCUCCUCCUGACCGUGGCCAGUGAGCAGGGAGUGAUUGCCACUAAGGAAGUGCUGUCAAUGCUUGGAGAAAUCAGGAGAGGAUUACAUGAUAUCGGCAUCCAGAACUACACCAGUGUGUCGAGCUGCCAGUCCCAGCCCAGCCAGACCCGCAGUGACUAUGGCAAGCUGUUUGUGGUCCUGGUCAUCAUCGGGUCGGUGUGCGUGGUCAUCAUCGCCUCUGGACUCAUUUACAUCUGCUGGCAGCGUCGCCUGCCUAAGAUGAAGAAUAUGUCCCGUGGCGAGGAGCUCCGUUUCAUGGAGAACGGCUGCCAUGACAACCCCACCUUGGACGUCGCCAGCAACGGCCAAUCGGAAAUGGCGGAGAAGAAACACAGCGCCAAUGGAGUGGCGGCCGGGGCUGGGGGGGGCGGCGGCUGGCACGUCCUGGUCAACAAGCCGGGCAAAGAGGAGCCCGAAGCCCUGGAGGAAGACACCCAUCUUUAAUGCGCAGAGCGGAGAGGGGGGAGAGCUCACAAAAAACACACACAUCCACACCUCACGGCACGCAGCUCCAACAGGCUCUCCAGAACAUCCGCUCGCCCAAACCCAGCUUACAGACUUCUCUGGGAGCAAAGAAACACACGCUAUUUAUGAGAACCAUUCAUAAAACAGAGGACUAUCAACUUACUUUGCUUGGGGCGGGGUUCUAAAGGCUACUGUAAGGAUGUAGUAAUGGAACUGGGACAGUUGUUUAAAACAAUGUGUAAACGUCAUAGGGAUAAAUGUUUUCUCUGAAUAAUAUGAACGGUUGAAUGAAGUCCUGGUUUGUGGGUGACUAUGGUUGUGUUGAAAGAAGUCGAGCCUUAACUCCCCGUUGCGGUUCCCAUCAUCACCCGAUCACAAUCACAAUGGACCCGUGCAGAAUGGCCUGGCCAGGGCCAGAGGUGACAGCACUUAUAUAUGACCCAGCAGUUAAACCCACAGUACUUAACAGAACUGGGCUAUUUGUAUGCACUUGCAGGCUUGUUUUUGGCUGUGCUUGCCUUGUAACUUACUUAGUUUUUGAAAAUGAAUGUUAUCUGACCAAAUGCAAAUGCCUCUAUUAUGGUAGCACUGAAAAUAAAACUGAACAUGUGCAAUGUUAAAGUUGUCUUCUUGUUAAACGGUCAUGGGUGUUGCGUCCUGUCCUGCUUGCAGUGAUCCAAGUGGGCUGCAGCCUUCUCUGGCUCUGUACAUUUACGUCUGAAAGACACAAUAUUCAAAGUAUGAUGAUAUCUAAAAUGGUGGGAAAUGGAAAUUAGCUUUUCACUCGUGUGGCUUUUUAGAGGAUCUUUUUGAGAGUUUUUUGCUGUGCACUUUGAGCACCUGCUUGUACUGCUGGUAAUUAGUACAGAGUGUUGUGUAUAUUUGAACACAUCACAUGUGCACAAUCAAACUAUAUGACAGUUUUUACAUGCAAUGUUACCACCCAUUUUAAUAUGUGGGUGCAAUGCGUAAAUGUAGCAGUACUGUGCAAUUCUCCAUUGUUUAUUUAAGGGCUGUAGGCUGCACCAUUUGUGAUAACCAUACAUUGACAGGCAAGUAAACCGUUGUACAUUUAAAAAUGAUUUAUCUGUUUCUUUAAUAGCUGAAUUUCUGUAUAUGCGUAUGUUUAUGUAUAUAAAUUGAAUUCAUUGAA